This is a messenger RNA of Entrophospora sp. SA101, 1269 nucleotides long. Lineage: Eukaryota; Fungi; Glomeromycota; Glomeromycetes; Entrophosporales; Entrophosporaceae. The record is from the annotation of a GenBank genome assembly.
AUGGCACCCUUAUCUCCACAAGAUCUUUUUAAUAUAGCUAAGAUUGAAGAAGGACGUGACAAACAACAGAUAAGAAAUUUAAAUCAAAUCACAAAACAUAAUGCUGAGAGAGCACUUGAAUUGCAAAGUUUACGUGAAGACCUUAAUUUUUUUGAUUGGGACCAAUGUUUUAUGGAAGAAAAGCUCAAUUCCAACAUCUUCCAUCCUUCAUUUGCCUCUCAUAUAACUGAUUUUGAUGAAACAACUAAAUGUCUUGCAUGUCAUUCAUUUCCAAAAUGUACUGCCAGAGGUCUUUGUAAGUUAUGCAGAUUUUAUGUUGAUAAUGGACUGAAGAGCCAAAUUGUUGAUAAAAAUUAUCAAUCAAAAAUUGAAGUCUUGGAGAAAAUUGAUUUAGAGACAAUGUGUGAAUCAGCACUUAAUGGAAUUUUUGGUUUUUCAGACUUUCGUGAUGGACAAAAAGAUGCAAUCUUAUCUUUUGCUCAAAAUCAUGAUACUCUUGUUCUGAAACAAACAGGUGGUGGCAAAAAAAUUGUGGCACGUCUUGGUAUAAACCAUCAAAAAAUAUUAGUAAUUUGUGAUAAAUAUUUUGGAAAUAAUUCAAUUAUUUUCCAAGUACAAAAAAGAAGGGACAAUAAAGAACAAUUCUUGGAAGAUAUUCUGAGGGCUAUUAAUGAAGUUGAAGUUGGAAAAUGCAUUAUUUAUUGUGCAUCUGUAAAAGGAUGUGAGAAUUUAUUAUCAGAUCUCCAAGACAAGGUUGCAAAAGAAAUAAUUACCAUGUAUCAUGGUGAAUUAUCUGCUAAAGAAAAGUCCACAAAAACAAUAGUGAUGUUCAAUAGAAAAGAUAUUAGAACAGUUAUGGGAAUUUAUUCAGGAAGACAGGAAAGAAUGGCUGAUAAUCCAAGUUUUGUAAAUGUUAAAUCAAAUAUGCAAAAGAUGUUAGAGGUUAUAGAUGCAAUUAGUAAGGUAAAACAACAGGUAAGUAGGAAUGAUGUUGUAGAUGUAUUUAGACAAUCACAGGCAAAGGAUAUAAAAAAUCAGUUUGGUCAUUUGCCAGUAUAUCAGGAAAAAUUUCCAAGAAUCUUAAAAACAAAAGAAGAUGCCUUUUUACUAUUGGAUGAUUUAGUUUUACGUAAAUUAGUUGAAGAAGAUAUUGUAUUGACUAGGUCAUCAGCAGGUCAAACUUGUGUUUGUAGUGUUUCUAUUCUUGGCCUUACUGAAGAUGCAUUUGCAAAAGCCAAUAAUCAAAAUUGGAUAUAUCUGAUAAAAUAA